Molecule: messenger RNA, 3751 nt
Organism: Exaiptasia diaphana
Lineage: Eukaryota; Metazoa; Cnidaria; Anthozoa; Actiniaria; Aiptasiidae
Product: NACHT, LRR and PYD domains-containing protein 12-like
Exons: 2
Coding region: 479-3211 (910 amino acids)
Source: RefSeq, a predicted model, not a curated record
UACUCUGAUCUUACCCGGAAAGAAGAAAUUUCUGCAUGUAGCAAGCUUUCGUUACAGCAUAAUUAACUAUGGUUACAGAUUUCAUGUACACGACGGAUGUUUCUACUUUAAGAUAAAGUACAAUUUCACUAUUAUAAUCUCUCUAAUAUUGCUAAUAAUAAUACUCAUGAGUAUUUAAGCCAGCUAUUAGUUCUUAGUGACGAUAUGAUGUGGUUGCUGGAGCCCGAUACAAAGAUUUAAGCCACUCUUUAGAUGAUUACAAUAUGUAGCUUAUGCAAGGGGAGCUUUGCCUGAUAAAUUUUYACUUCAUUUUACUUCACAUUUUAUAAUAGACAAACAAGAAUUAAAAUCGCGGUAGAUGAUCGCUAGGUCUCCAAGUUAGAUAGCUACAUUUUUACCCUAGAAACCCGGAAAUCUUGGCACAAAGGUUUCACUUUCACUUUCCUGUGAUCUUAUUAUCGCUGUUACAGAAACUAAGAUGGCUACUGGAUGGUCAACAAUUACAAAAGAAAACACCAACUUUGCUCGAUUGUGCAAAUUACUGAUCGAUGGCGGAACUCAUGCCCUUAGAGUCAUUUUUGAUGCCAAAUAUCCACCUCACGAUCUAAAGAAACAUUUGAUGGACAGCAGGAUUCAUAAUAUCUUGAAGAAUUUGAAGGCUAAAAAACUUCUACGGCCAGAACAGUGGAACAGACUGUAUCCAAGUGUAGGAAUGGCAACAUCUACAGGUUUUGACAUAACUCUUUUAAGUUUACUGUUGCGCAAUAUCUGCAAUUUGCCAACACCAGUAAAAGGAUGGAACGAAGAGCCUGCUACAGGAAGUGUUAACGUGGAAGACGAUGUAGUAAGGCUGAGAUUAUACCGUAAUAAUCUCUAUGGUCACAUUUCUGAACCAGCUCUAUCAGAUGCUGAUUUCAACAAGUACUGGAAAAAAAUUGAAAUUGUUUUGUUAAGACAUGGUGUAAACAAGACAUCCAUUGAUAGUCUUAAGUCACAAUCCUUCGAUCAAGAAGAUGAAGACUACUACAUCAAAUGCUUAAAAGAAUGGAUCACUGAUGAGGCUGAUAGAGUAAUCCAUGAAGUAAAGGAAUCAGAAAAGAGAGUGCUGGAAAAAGUUGAUAACGUAGAGCAGAAGCUAGACCAACUAAGUCCAGAGCGACCUUCAAGUCGACCGAUAACAUCUAAAGAUGUGGAACUUUACUCCGAAAAAUUAAAGGAAGCAAUAAUAACCCAAACGGACGAUCUUCAACCUAAAGGAAUAAUACAUGCUCCAAUGAAGACCGACGAUAUUUUCACCAAUUUGGUUGUUCACGGAAAGGAAAGAUGUCCAGAACAAAUUCAAAGCGGGCAGAACCCUGUAGGUCGUACAACGCUGACCGAAAUCAAGCACUGCAGUGAAAUUUUUGUUCACAAAGAUGAAAACCUGAGUUUCCUCCAAACKUUAUGGGAAAAAAUUCGAAUGGUUAAAAAAAAGAAUCCUAAAAGAAUAAUAGUUUCUGGAGAACCAGGAAUAGGAAAGACCUUAUUUUCGCAACAACUUGUUAGGGAUUUGGCCAAGGACUCCAUAUCAAUCCCUGACGUCAAGUACACCUACAUGAUUCCCUUCAGAUUAUUAAACUCACUUGACAAAGACCUCAGUCUCCAAGAGCUGCUUAAUCUCUCACCUUUGCUCAACGAAGCCACAAUGAUAGACGACGCGCUAAUGGAAUAUUUCUCUCAGCAUUCGGAGAAAUUAUUCAUUGUUCUCGAUGGAUUUGACGAAUAUAAAAACCGCGGCAAAAUACUCACAGAUGAUGAAGGACCCAAUGAUAGUAAAGCCAAGAUGCCAGUAACAGCCCUUGUMAGCAAACUAAUCCAAAAAAGGAUCUUGAGUGAUUCCGUCAUUAUGGUAACCUCAAGACCGGGCGAAGCCGACGAGUUGGAUCAAAAAAUCCACUUUGAUCGCUAUGUGGAAAUUUUAGGAUUCUCAGAACAACAGGUUAUUGAAUUUGUUGAGAAAUAUUUCAGAACAAAACCUGAAGAAGUAAAAAACACGGCACUUAGUAAGGUUAAAGAAAGCGCGCACUACAUUUUAUUUGGUCGUGUGCCUUUCCGUUGUUUGUUGAUGUGUGUGUUCAUYGAGUGGAAAAUCAAAAAACACGAUAAUUCAUGUCCUCUCACACUUACAGAGUUUUAUUUUCAAGUAAUUCAAUGCAUUGAAAAGAAUUACAACAGAGCAAUACUUAGUUUAGAUGACAAAGCCGCUUUGUUGGCUGUUGACAAAACGCUCGAUAAUUUUUCAAAGUUAGCGGCACAGUUAUCUAAAGAAAAUAGAUUUAGUUUUACCUUACAAGACUUAGAAAAUCUAAAAGUAUCAGAAAAUGAAAUAUUGUGCAUAAAAUCUAGCAGUCUUAUAUUUUGUUAUCCUGUUUCAAGUAAUAAUUCGCCAUUUCAAAAGCCAAUCUGGGAAUAUAGCUUCACGCACUCCACCAUUCAAGAGUUUUUUUUUGCUCGGUAUUUGGUGAAGAAAGGUGUAAUGGCGGCACACAGAACCACUGAAAUGGUGUAUACAUUCAUGAGUGGUUUGUUAGGAUUAAGUAAUAAUAGUAAGUUAAUGCUAGAACUACUAGAGUCUCUAGAUAAACAUAUAGAGAAUGCAUCAUUUAAAUACAGACUAAGACUGAUGUCAUUGCGAUGCCUGCACGAGUUUGGUGAAGAAAAACGUUUGACAAGACAAGAACUGACUAAAAACCGCGGCGACAGAUACUGGAAUAGUGUUGGGAGGAUUGCAUUAGAUGGUGUAAGCGACACAGACUGUGGUGGAGCAAUCACUAUGUUAAUAGAAUCUGCUGCUACAUCAUCAAUACCAUCAUCACCAUACAGAUUGUACAUUUUUGACUCAUCCAUAACCAGCAUUGGAUUAAAGAGUUUGCUGUCAUGUCUCAUCAGUCAUCCAAAAUGCACAAUCACUGCACUGUCGCUGUCAGGUUGUAGUAUGAAUGAUGAAAACGUAAAGUGUUUGUGUAAAUAUCUUCCAAAGACAAAAAUAGACAGGCUUUACCUUAAUAGUAAUAAAAUAACUGAUGUUGGAUUGGAUUAUAUCAUGGAACACUUCCCCAGUAAUCUCAUUAGGCUAGAACUGUAUGGAAAUGAAAUAUCGUCCAAAUGCAUAGAGGGAACUAGACAAUUCUGUAGGGAUAAAUAUCCUCGUCUCAUGUUAUACAUWGAUUAGAUAAUUCAAUGUUUGACGCUUGUAGAUUUGUUGUGAUAUUAUUUGCUAAGUAACUACCAAAAACAUAAUAUAUUUAUUCAUUAUUUCUUAGUUUUCUUGAAAAUUCUAUUACAUAUUCUUUUGUAAAAAUAUAAGCUUAUAUCAAUUAAUGUGCAAUAAUUUAUAAAUUUGUAUGAUAAUUUUUGACAAGUUUGUAGGUGUUAGAAGUUAUUUCAGUUUUAGUGAAGCUGAACUUGUACAAAUGAGAUGAUAGGACAUGAAAAACUUCUUAUUAAGUUGUUUUUUUCUUUUGGCCUUAGAAAGCUCGAAUGAAAAUAUUAAUCCAGUUUUCAUACAUUGUAUAUAGUUAUAUAUGGUUUUAUAAAAUAACUUGGAUACUACGCGCGUUCUGAUUGGCCGACUGCCGUGUUUGUAUCAGAGUAUGUAAACAUGGUUUUGACGUCACAAUUUUUUUGUCAAGUGCGAUUCAAAACUAGAAGUAGAAUAGGAAAACAAUCAGCUAUUUAUAAAAAAAUAUAUCCGAAAACUUGGCAACAACUA